GUGUCCUGCACUAUACCUCUGAUAUUAGAAGUAUUUCAAAUAUGAAAACUUCUUCGAAUAUAGAAUAUAUUUCAGAUAUAGAGUUAAACUUUGAUUCUGAACAUGCGACUGGUACUGAUUUUCAAA
Dentiscutata heterogama is the source of this 126-nucleotide messenger RNA. The record is from the annotation of a GenBank genome assembly. NCBI's taxonomy places the organism in Eukaryota, Fungi, Glomeromycota, Glomeromycetes, Diversisporales, Gigasporaceae.